Messenger RNA from Phycodurus eques (leafy seadragon), 1711 nucleotides. Its product is annotated as ras-related protein Rab-35. Gene Ontology annotation, molecular function: GTPase activity; GTP binding. The record is from RefSeq and is a predicted model, not a curated record. Lineage: Eukaryota; Metazoa; Chordata; Actinopteri; Syngnathiformes; Syngnathidae. The transcript has 8 exons. Bases 464 to 1093 code for a protein of 209 amino acids. Gene Ontology annotation, cellular component: endosome membrane; plasma membrane. Gene Ontology annotation, biological process: endocytic recycling.
GCGGCUCAUCAGGUGUGGUCGACGUCGGCAAGCUUUCACUCACUCCAAGUGAUUCUCGUGGUUCCGCUCGUCAUUUGGAUCCGCCGACGAGUUCGACACGAGCCGGCGACGCUGAGCCAGAUAAAAGUGGAGGCGGUGAUUUUGGAGGAGGAACAGCGCACCGCACUUUCCUGUUGCUCCUGAACGCCUCAAUGAUGGAACCCGUUAGGAGCAGGAGCAUCUCGUAGUUGUCCUCCUGGGUUCUUGGUGACCGUUCCUGGCCUCAUCCCUCAUUGGUCGUCGGCGGUGGGCAAGUUUGGUCUGGGAUCGCCAAAGUGAAACUGAAAAACAUGCACGAUGCCAGACAGACUAAGUAAGUGAACCUUGUCCUUGUUUUUAAGGAGGAGGAACCCCAAGGCCAGUGCUGAUCGUACUGUGAGCGUGGCGGUGGUCGUGUCCGAAGUCUGACACCGAGGAGUCGGGAAUGGCGGGAAAGGACUACAAUCACCUCUUCAAGCUGCUCAUCAUCGGCGACUCGAAUGUCGGGAAAAGCAGCCUGCUGCUCCGCUUUGCUGACAGUUCCUUCUCUGGAAGUUACAUCACCACCAUCGGCGUGGACUUUAAGAUCAGGACGGUGGACGUGGACGGGGAGCGCGUCAAGCUACAAAUCUGGGACACGGCGGGACAGGAGAGAUUCAGGACCAUCACCUCCACGUAUUACCGGAACACGCACGGCGUCAUCAUCGUGUACGACGUGACCAAUCCCGAGUCGUUUGUCAACGUGAAGCGCUGGCUUAACGAAAUCGCUCAGAACUGCGACAGUGUCUGCAAGGUUCUAGUGGGGAACAAGAACGACGACCCGGCCAGGAAGCAGGUGGACAGCCAGGAUGCGGUGCGCUUCGGCGAGUCCGUGGGGGUGCGCGUGUUCGAGACCAGCGCCAAAGAGAACAUCAACGUGGAAGAGAUGUUCAUGGCGUUCACUCACAUGGUCCUGUGGGCCAAGAAGCAAAGCCAGAGCCGGGCCGAGCGGGAACGCGAGCGCGAGAAGGACACGGUCAACAUCAACGCGCAUCGGGAGCGAGACCGCCGGAAGAGAGCCAAGAAAUGCUGCUAAGUGGAAAAACAAGUUUGUUGUUUUUUUGCUCAUCAUCUCACGUCCGCACUGGCAACUUUCAUUCAUGACUACUGUACUAGCGUAUUAUCACACGUGAAUACUGGACUAGCAUUAACGCAUACUAGUGCUGGGGCCACACGUUAAAAAAAAAAAAGAGAACUCUUACACUAUGAUUUUUUUUCAUGAAUAAAUUAGUAUGUUUUUUUUAGAUGAAAGUCAAACUACGAUGAGAUGCCCCCCCCCCUCCCCCUUUAUUCUUGUACUGCUCAUACUUUAAUCUGGUAGUGUGAUUUUUUUUUUUUUUUUUUUUUUAUUAUCCAAAAUGUUUUUCAGUCUUGAUGAAAAUUGGAAGCCUCCCUGGCUGGGCAGAGGGUCAAAUUAACCUGAAGGUGGCGCCAACGUUUGUGUUGUUGGAUUUGUAAAAUGACCAAAAAGAAGAGGAAGAUGGCAAUAGAAAAACAACAAACAUCGUUUUAUUUGCACUUGUUGCGUGCCACGAACUAACUUUGGACACACUAACACAAACGUGUGAUCAGUGGCUUGAAUGUUUUUUUUUUUGUUUUUUUAAAUGUAACUUUGUUGCCUAGCAACUGCACGAAUAAAGUCUUAAAUCCAAAA